AUGAAGAACUUCCCUGUCUUCAACGUUCUGUUAUGCCCAUUUUAUAUCCCAUAUCCAUACCUAUCAGCCAAAGCCAAAGACGGUAAUUCGUCGUUUACCAGACAGCCCACGGAAUCCUAUGGCCGAGACCUAGCAUUUUUUCAUCUCCAGCUAACGAUGAUCAUGGAGAGUGGCUCAAGUAGUGAGUUAGCGGAUGGAGAAAUAUGGAGAAGCGCAGUGUUUAUCCUUGCCACAAAAGUCAAGAAAGCGUAUUCGGCUUCUCGUAUUCCAGCCGCUAGUCGACUUCUCAUCCACUUUUUAUAUUUAGCCCUGGCUAAUGAGCCUUUCUUAAUUCUGACCAAAGAUGGCUUCUCCAAGGCUGCUGAGCGAGAAGGUGGCUGCAAUAACGGGGGGAUUGACAGGCAUAGGACGUCUGUCAACCAUCUCGGGCUGGACCAUGAGCAGGAAUUGAUCUCAACGCUGAAGCAAGAGGUUGCAGAUAUCCUUGCUUCUGAAAGCAAGAAGAUUUCAUCUAGUCGAAGGCUCAUCACUGUCGCCGGAGACGUUUCGUUGCCAGAGACAGGGACUGAUUUCAUCAGAGAGACAGUAUCGGCCUUCGGUCGACUGGAUAUUUUCGUCAGCAAUGCUGGAAUAUGCGAGUUUAAAGAAUUCUUAGAGAUAUCGCCUACACUGUUUGACAGAACUACAUCUGUCAACCUAAGUGGUGCAUUCUACGUCACUCAAGCAGCUGCUCGGCAAAUGGCACUAUCCCAAUCUCCUCCAGGAGGGUCGAUAAUUGGAGUUUCAUCCAUAUCUGCCCUUGUUGGUGGUGGCCUUCAAGCCCACUAUACCCCUACCAAGGCUGGUAUCUUGUCAUUAAUGCAAUCCUCUGCCGUAGCUCUGGGGAAAUUUGGAGUCAGAUGCAAUGCCUUACUGCCCGGAACAAUACGGACGGGACUCAACGAGGAGGACUUGAAGGAUGACAAGAAAAGAACGUACAUGGAGGAUAGAGUGCCUCUUGGCCGUCUAGGUGAACCCAAGGAUUUAGCUGGUCCUGCUGUGUUCCUAGCCUGUGAUGAACUGAGCGGUUAUGUGCUUCUAGUUGACGGAGGGAUGUUUGUGAAUCUUCAAUAA
Trichophyton verrucosum HKI 0517 is the source of this 1113-nucleotide messenger RNA. Its product is annotated as oxidoreductase, short-chain dehydrogenase/reductase family, putative. Gene Ontology annotation, molecular function: oxidoreductase activity, acting on the CH-OH group of donors, NAD or NADP as acceptor. Bases 1 to 1113 code for a protein of 370 amino acids. The transcript has 5 exons. Lineage: Eukaryota; Fungi; Ascomycota; Eurotiomycetes; Onygenales; Arthrodermataceae. The record is from RefSeq and is a predicted model, not a curated record.